Molecule: messenger RNA, 1928 nt
Organism: Colletotrichum navitas
Lineage: Eukaryota; Fungi; Ascomycota; Sordariomycetes; Glomerellales; Glomerellaceae
Product: ankyrin repeat-containing domain protein
Exons: 3
Coding region: 481-1761 (426 amino acids)
Biological process (GO): regulation of DNA-templated transcription
Molecular function (GO): protein binding; DNA-binding transcription factor activity
Source: RefSeq, a predicted model, not a curated record
ACUGAUGGAGACACAUGAGUUUUGGGUUUGUCCCCUCCAUGACACGUGGCAUGCAUCAGGGUACCAUCUACGUUUUCUUGCAGGUUAGUGUUCAAGUACGUGCUUAACGUUCAGACUAAAAUCAGCAUCAUGAAAACUUCCUCCGCUAUUGGAAAUAUAUAAAGCCUGGGAUUGUGGGAGGCAAAUAACGUGUUUUUGCCACCACUUCACAGCACAUGUCAAAUCGAAGACUCAACACCAGCUUCAGCGAAGGCGGGUACGAUUGCAGUUGAUCUGCUGUGUACAAACCUCGGAGGAAUCAAGCAAUUGGUCGGGUUCAAACUAAGGUAAACCCCUCAGGGUUUCGAGUUUCCUCAGGCUGGAUUGUGUACGUCCUGCCAAAUAAGACGAACGCCUAGUACAACCAACUCAGGCUACGUAGGCCAAGCGCUGGCAAGGCAUGAUGCUUAAAAGGCCUGCUUGACGACGAAUACUCUACAGAUGCCGAUGACCCGAAGGAAGGAAAAAUCUCAAGCCCAAAUUGAACAUGUGAAUGAGAGACGCAGAACCCAGAACCGUAUUGCUCAACGCCGCUAUAGGGAGCGGCAGAAGCAAUUCCUUGAGAAUGCCCAUAAAAUGUUGCUGGCCCACGAGGCCAUGCAAAAACAAUGCCAUAUGAUUGAACAGAGCAGCUAUAGCUCUUGGUUAGAUACUUCAUUGGAAGCAUCAUCGAGCAUAGAUCUUGAACAUUGCCUGGAUAUCGUUCCAGCAAAAACACAACAAUCCUCGAUUCAAAUUGGCACCUCCGGACGAAAUGCUAGUGUAGCUUACGGCAGUAAGUUGGGAGACUUGGACUUGGACUUGGACUUCAGGGUUCCUGGCGUAGAUAUGCCGGGGCCAGCACAGGCUCGUACACCGCCGGCGCCAAGCAAUGACACCAUCUACGUGAGGGCAAAUGAGCCUCAAGCAGGUAAAGAUACGUCUCCGCGAGCAGAAGUCGUCGCAACGUUUACUCCCGUCUCGCCGUCUGAUUUCUUUCAAUUCUCUUCAUCCCCUGGUUCGGACACAUUUGAUCCGCUGCUCGGUGUCAGCACCGAGUCUCUCGGCGAGCCGAGCACCAAUGUGGGUAUCAACACACCCUCGACCUCACAGUGCACCACGUCACCCUCUGGUCUGGGAGAAAGCAGAAGACUAUCUGCGCAUACUUCUCCAAACCCUCUCGAUAGCGCGGAUCAGUCUGGACCGACGGAAGAGGACGCAGCUUUUUCGCUCAAGUCACAAUUGGCAAGGCGCCCUUCCGCAUCUGGACAUCAUGAUGGGCCCGCCACUGCAGGACGGCACCUGUCACUGGUGGAUGACGACGAGUGGUCCACGCCGCUUCUGGCAGCCGCCGCACGAGGCCACGUUCAGAUUGUGAAGCUUCUCGCACAAAACGGUGCAGAUCUCGAGCGCAAGAGCAAGUCGGGCAAGUCGAGCCUUUUCUGGGCAGUGGAAAUGAGGCAAAUGGAAACCGUGAAGUGCUGUCUGGACUUGGGAGCCAACCUCGGAGCAGUCCAGGACGAGUCAGGGCUGGGCUUAUUCCACAGCGCCGUGCUGAAAGAUGACAUCUCUCUCCUCACGGUAUUGCUCGAAUGUUGUGCCAAUUUGGGUGAAAACGGGCGGAAAUGGGUCCAUAUGAAGGAUCAACAAAACCGCACGCCAUUAUAUUUGGCUGCUGAGCUGGGAAAGACAGAGAUCGCGGAGCUCUUUGUUAAGGCCGGAGCGGAUGUGAAUCAACGAUGAGGCAAAGUAUGUCUGGAACCGCCGACUAAAAGCAAAGCCACGGCGGCUUGUUCAAUUGGCUUGCGAAACCUGCCCUGGGGCAGAUGAACCUCUGUCACGAUAUAUAAGCUACUAUUACUGCCCACGUAACUAACGGUAUCGUUUUGUUACAUGACAGUUAUGAGCCC